This is a messenger RNA of Apis dorsata (giant honeybee), 1506 nucleotides long. RefSeq names its product facilitated trehalose transporter Tret1-like. The transcript is spliced from 4 exons. NCBI's taxonomy places the organism in Eukaryota, Metazoa, Arthropoda, Insecta, Hymenoptera, Apidae. The record is from RefSeq and is a predicted model, not a curated record. Gene Ontology annotation, molecular function: sugar transmembrane transporter activity. Gene Ontology annotation, biological process: carbohydrate transport; transmembrane transport. Gene Ontology annotation, cellular component: membrane. Bases 42 to 1421 code for a protein of 459 amino acids.
UACAUUAUUUUUAUCAUUUGAUAGAUCUUUCUUUAAGCUAGAUGGUUCAUUUGUCUUCCAUACGCCUUACCAUCAUCAUGAAGAAAAUAUAUUUAGCUGUUUUUGCUAGUAAUGUAGGUAUGAUUUCAUAUGGUUUAUUCUUUGGCUGGCCAUCACCUUCAUUGUCUCUUUUAAUGCAAAAUAAUAGUCCUAUACCUUUAACAUCACAACAAGCUACAUGGGUUACAUCCAUUUUUACCAUGGGUGCAGCUGUGGGUGCAAUAUAUUGUACUUAUAUUAUAAAUAUAAUUGGUAGGAAAUUGACUCUACUUUUCACUGCGAUACCAAUGAUAAUAGGAUGGAUGAUGAUUGCUUUUGCAACGUCAGCAUGGGAAUUGAUUGUUGGUAGAUUCUUUUGCGGAAUAAGUAAUGGAAUUGGGCAUGUGUCUGCCACUAUGUACGUAGGUGAAAUUUCACCAGCUAAAAUAAGAGGAAUAUUAACUUCAUCGUUGACUGUAGCUGCAAAAUUUGGUAUACUGAUUGAAUGGCUGAUAGGACCGUUUCUUUCUUUAAGAGAUCUCGCACUUGUAUCAUCAUCAAUACCAAUUCUCUUCUCGAUGAUUUUGAUAUCAUUACCGGAAUCUCCGUAUCAUUUAAUGCGCCAUGGGAAAUAUCAGGAGGGGAUUACAUCUCUUAUGCACUUAAGAGGAACUACGGAUGUUUCUAAAGAAGCUGAGAUCAUCGAGAAAUAUAUAAAAAUUGAUUUGGCUAAUAAUACUGGAUUAUGGGAAUUAAUCAGCAUCUCAGGAAAUCGGAAAGCGUUAAUAGUUGUAUUGGGUUUAAUCACGAUUCAACAAUGGAGUGGCAGUAUGGCAAUACUUUCAUAUGCCGAAAUAAUUUUCAAUGAGACGAAAAACGAAUUUGAAGGCAAAUACCUGACUAUGAUAUUGGGUGGUAUCCAAAUAAUAUGUGUGGCUAUCAGUACAUCUGUGGUGGAUCGGUACAAUAGAAGGACUUUACUCAUAUUUUCAGCAUCGGGCGUUUUCAUUUCCACUUUUCUUAUUGGUUUGUCUUUUUUCCUUCGGGAAAUGCAAUUAGACAUCAAUGGGAUCGUUUGGUUACCAGCUAUUGGAACGAUACUUUACAUUAUCAUGUAUGCCUUCGGCUUGGCUGCACUUCCAUUUACCAUGAUGAGUGAAGUUUUUCCUACGAAUGUUAAAGCACUUGGCAAUACAAUUGGAAUGUUAUGCUGUUAUUUUUGUUCUACUAUCGUGACUUUCUCUUAUCAACCUAUUGCUAUUCAGUAUGGGACAUAUAUUGCAUUUUGGUUCUUUUCUUUCACCACUAUCGUGGGUAUCAUUUUUAUAUAUUACUGCGUACCCGAAACGAGAAGAAAAACAUUGCAAGAGAUACAGGAUCAAUUGCAUGGAUAUAAAUUAUAAUUAAAAGUUGUAAAUUUUUUUUAUCAUCUAAAAUGAAAAGAUAUGUAUAUAUCUAAAUUUUAAAAAAAUAUUAUCUUUAUAUUAA